AUGCAGGAGGACAAGGCCGCAAAGGAUAUCCUCGCGAUGGCCAAGAACAGGACCGUGCAAGCAGGGCCCAAGAUGUACCAGCCGCCAGCCAAGGAGGAGCUCAGCGCAGAGGGCCGCAUUGCCGCAAACAUGGCGUUCAUGUCCACCAAGGCGAGCCCGGGCCCGCCCCCGGAGACGUGGGGCGCCUACCAGACCAAGAACGAGGAGCAUGGCGGCGUCAUCGCCAUGAUGGACCUGCUGACCGCGGACCUCGAUAAGGAGAUCUCUCAGAUGAACGUCGACGAGAAGAACUCGCAGGCCGAGUACGAGGCUUUCAUGGCUGAGUCGUCCACUAAGAGGGCCACCGACUCCAAGUCGAUGGAGGAGAAGGAGGGGCAGAAGGCGGACCUGGAGGCCGAGCUGGUGAAGCUGGAGGGGGAGGUGAAGAGCAGCACCAAGGAGCUGAUGACCAAGGCCACGACCAUCAAGGACCUCCACCUCGAGUGCGACUGGCUCGUCUCCAACUUCGAGGUCCGGAAGCAGGCCCGCGCAGGCGAAGUCGACUCGCUCAAGAGCGCCAAGGCCGUGCUCUCCGGGGCGGACUACGAGCUGCUGCAGACGGGCGCCGGGCUCCGCGCGCUGCGCGGCCCGCUCUGA
Prorocentrum cordatum is the source of this 636-nucleotide messenger RNA. Lineage: Eukaryota; Dinophyceae; Prorocentrales; Prorocentraceae. The record is from the annotation of a GenBank genome assembly.